Trichobilharzia regenti is the source of this 732-nucleotide messenger RNA. The record is from the annotation of a GenBank genome assembly. NCBI's taxonomy places the organism in Eukaryota, Metazoa, Platyhelminthes, Trematoda, Strigeidida, Schistosomatidae.
AUGUCAAUUUCUGAAGAAUAUUCUACGCUGUUCUCAGUGUCUACGAAUAAGCUGCUAGGAGAUAUCCCUUUGGGGUAUUAUAUCUGGAUUUUAAUAGAUGUAGUUUUUAUGAUACUGACGACUACAGCUGUACUCGUCUUGUUCACCAAAUUGCAAACAAUUUCAAGUUUCUUUAGGAAUCACUUCUAUGUGACGUUUUUUAUUGUAUUUGUCGGUGCCAUUCUACUACUUCCAAUAGUAGAUAUGACAAACUUGCCAAACUUCUGUGUAUAUUUUCUGCUCGGAAGUACAGUUUUGCUGUGGUCUGUGAGCUUGGCUGCCGGCUUUGGAUCUGUUGACAUGUUCUAUGGAUUUAUAUCACUAAUUUUGACAACUGUGAUUACAAUCCUGACUGUGGGGUUGGCACGGAAAUUACCAUCAAUGGAUGAUGAUCAGUUGACUGUCUUUACUACAAUAUCAAUUAACUUUUUGAUUUUAUCAGUCGUCCUAAUAAUAUUUAGUGUCGCCAUGCAACCAGAUAAGCCAAUCUUCAAAAUCUUGUCAGCAUUUUUCUUUGGUUUAUUCGUAAUCUGCUUAAUAUUCGGCUUUAUAAACAAAUUGGAAAUGGUAGUAUGGUGGUUUUCGCCGUAUCCAUCGCAAUUUGUUGAAGCUUUUAUUCUCUGGUUACUAAUGUUCUGCCUUUUCGUCAUAGUAUAUACUACUUCACUGUUGCCUAAAAUAAGGAAGAAAUAA